Lycium ferocissimum is the source of this 3474-nucleotide messenger RNA. Its product is annotated as mechanosensitive ion channel protein 6-like. The record is from RefSeq and is a predicted model, not a curated record. The transcript has 5 exons. Gene Ontology annotation, cellular component: plasma membrane. Gene Ontology annotation, biological process: monoatomic anion transport; transmembrane transport. NCBI's taxonomy places the organism in Eukaryota, Viridiplantae, Streptophyta, Magnoliopsida, Solanales, Solanaceae. Gene Ontology annotation, molecular function: mechanosensitive monoatomic ion channel activity. Bases 180 to 3128 code for a protein of 982 amino acids.
CACACACACACACACAUACAAUUAUACUCCUUCCAUAUGGGAAUUUCAUAAAAUAUAACGUUUUCCAUUUGCAGCAUAUCCCAUAACCGAAGCAUUCAUCCACAAACAUGUUUCUCAAGCUGAAGGAUAGAGGAAAUUAAACCUCAAGAACAUAGGAAUAGAAAUCAUCUGGCAUAAUCAUGGAUCAACUUUCUUCAUCUCUCAAGAAAUCAUUCGUACCUCAUGGUUCCUAUAAGAAAAAGGUUUCCGUUGCCCACGAUAUCGAAAACCAACCCAUCCUCGCUCACCAAAGCCCCGAAGCCCCGUCUGUUUCUUCCUCCGUCAACUCGUCCUCGUUGACGACAGGAUCCUCUGUUGAUCUUAAUGACCGCCGGGAAGUCAUUGUCAAGAUCGACGGUGGAGACAAAACCAAUGGAAACGAACGCAACAUGUUAUGGCACGAGCCAAGUUACGAAUUCUGGAGAGGAGAUACGAAUAGCGGGCCCCAAAGCAGUGGCCCGACACCGACAUUCCAACGUGGCAAGGACAUGCCUGAGGAUCCCCCCUCAAGAUUAAUUGGACAGUUCUUGAAUAAACAAAGAGCUGUUGGAUGUGAAAUGACAUUGGACAUGGACCUGGAAAUGGACGAGCUGAGGAAUCAUCCAAAACCUGAAAAUGAUCAUAGCGCUGCUGGAUCCAGCCCCAUAAUGUUUCCUCCUGAUUACGAACAUAAUCAUCAUUAUACGACAUCAAAAGAUCUUAGAGUUUCAUUUCAGGCUCCGUCACCACCUAGUAAUGUGGUUGACAUCGAGCCUGACCAACCUUAUAAUAAUGAAAAUGAGUAUUGCUCGACCGAUGAAGAGGAUGAUGGUGAAACUAGCGAAUCAACACCCGAUGAGCAAAAGUAUCUUAGCCGAAGAAGGACCAUAAACAUGAAUAAUUCUCCUCCAGAUGAUACUAAUAACAGCAACAAUACUUAUUACACUCCUAAAAACGGUGCUGGUGAUACUGAUCAGGUGCUUAGGUGCACUUCCUUUCAAAGAAGAGCGAGCGUGUUAGGGAGAGUAAAGACAAAAUCAAGACUAAUUGACCCGCCCGAGAUACCUGAGAGGAAAUCAGGAAAAAUUGGGAAAUCAGGUCAGAUAAGAUCUGGACUGUUAGGAAGAGCUUCCGGGAUGCUAAAGCCAAUGGAGGAGGAAGACGAUGAUCCAUUAUUCGAUGAAGAUCUUCCAGAUGAAUAUAAAAAGGACAAACUUGAUUGCUGGACGCUGUUACAAUGGAUAAGUCUUAUUCUUAUUGUUACAGCUUUAAUCUGCACACUGACUAUCCCUUUAUUGAAGAGAGAAGUAUACAAAGGACUUCAUUUGUGGAAAUGGGAAGUUUUGAUUCUUGUUUUAAUAUGUGGGAGAUUGUUAUCAGGAUGGGUGAUUCGGUUAGUUGUGUUCUUUAUUGAGAAGAAUUUUCUCUUGCGGAAAAGGGUACUUUAUUUCGUAUAUGGUGUUAGAAAGGCUGUUCAGAAUUGUCUUUGGUUAGGCUUGGUUUUAAUUGCUUGGCAUUUCAUGUUUGAUCAGAAAGUUGACAAGGGUAAUAAGUUUUUGGACUACGUCAAUAAACUGAUGAUAUGUAUGUUAAUUGGGACAAUGUUAUGGUUGGUGAAAACUCUCAUGGUUAAAGUCCUAGCAUCUUCAUUUCAUGUUAGUACUUUCUUCGAUCGAAUUCAAGAGUCGUUGUUCAAUCAGUAUGUGAUUGAGACAUUAUCAGGUCCGCCUCUGCUGGAGAUUCAUCGAUCUCAAGAAGAAGAGGACAGAACAAUGGCUGAAGUUUGGAAGCUACAGAAUAUUGCAGGGGCACAGUUGCCACCAGAACUUAGGCCCCCUGUUGCUCCUCAAUACAGUAGUAAGGGUGCAAGUGUUAAUGGUGGACAAACACCGACACCAAAACCAUCAAGAACAGUAAGUAUUGCGAUUUCUGGUAUUUCUGGUCCCUUGUCAAAGAAUCCAGAUGAACAGAACCAAGGGAUAUCCAUUGAUCAUUUGCAUAAGUUGAAUCCAAAGAAUAUUUCAGCUUGGAAUAUGAAGAGAUUGAUUAAAAUAGUAAGGUAUGGGGUAAUAUCUACGUUGGAUGAGCAAAUACUGGAUACCAAAACAGAAGACGACUCUACUACACAGAUUAGAAGUGAAUAUGAGGCCAAAGUUGCUGCCAGGAAGAUAUUCAGAAAUGUUGCCAAGCCUAGGUCCAAGUUCAUCUAUCUGAAGGACUUAAGUUGCUUCUUGCGAGAAGAAGAAGCUUUGAAGACUAUGAACCUAGUGGAAGGAUCACCGGACAGAGAAAGGAUCAGUAGAGCAUCACUCAAGAACUGGGUGGUGAACGCAUUUAGAGAACGAAGAGCUCUUGCUUUGACGCUAAAUGAUACAAAAACAGCAGUGAACAAACUUCAUCAGAUGGUGAAUGUUUUAGUCAGCGUCAUCAUUCUGCUCAUCUGCCUUGUGAUUUUGGGGAUCGCAACCAGCAAGUUCUUGCUCUUCGUCAGCUCUCAAGUCGUUGUGGUGGCAUUUGUAUUUGGCAACACAUGCAAAACCGUAUUUGAAUCUAUCAUUUUCUUAUUUGUGAUGCAUCCCUUUGAUGUGGGCGACCGAUGUGAGGUGGAUGGAGUUCAGAUGAUUGUUGAAGAGAUGAAUAUUUUAACUACUGUCUUUCUGAGAUUUGACAACCAAAAGAUAAUAUAUCCAAAUAGUACUCUUUCAACACGACCUAUUGGCAAUUAUUACCGUAGUCCUGAUAUGGGAGACACGGUUGAUUUUACGGUCCACAUUGCUACACCAGCAGAGAAAAUUGCUGCCAUGAAACAAAGAAUAACCAGUUAUAUUGAGAGCAAGAAGGACCACUGGUAUCCCUCUCCUUUGGUUGUAUUGAUGAACCUAGAAGAUCUAAACAGGUUGAAACUGUCCGUAUGGAUCAGACAUAGAAUCAACCAUCAGGACAUGGGAGAGAGAUGGCUCAGACGAGCUCAAUUGGUUGAGGAGAUGGUUAAAAUUUUCAAAGAGCUCGACAUUGAGUACCGACUGUAUCCCAUUGACAUCAAUAUUCGUGGUAUGCCUCCCAUCACCUCUAACAGGUUUCCCUCAACUUGGCCUACUGCUGGGAAUUAAGCAAGAAAAUCUAAUAGGGAUUGGCUCGCAGAUGCUCCAAUUUCCAGAGGCGAGAGUUAUAUUUUUGGUGUUCAUUUAUUAGCAUAGAACAUCAAGCCAUGGGGUUUUUGGUGUCUUACCCUUGAUGGUCUCGGCAUACGUUGUUUUCCACUUUUGAAAGUAGAUAAGGUUCCAAUAAUUAGCAUUUUUUCCCUUCUAACAUAGGCAGAUUCAGGAUUUGGGGUACAAAGUACCACUACUUCAUCCACAUAGUGACAAUGGUAGUAAAACUAGUAUAAAUACAUAUUACUAAUAUUUUUUGUUUUAAAGCAUGCAAUUAUAUAAAAUAGUUUGAAGCAAAAGUAAU